Molecule: messenger RNA, 8395 nt
Organism: Porites evermanni
Lineage: Eukaryota; Metazoa; Cnidaria; Anthozoa; Scleractinia; Poritidae
Source: the annotation of a GenBank genome assembly
AUGGGAAUCAAACAGGAGCACUUUGACGGAAGAAUACCGAGUGAAUUUAUCUGCUCUCAUUGUCACGAUGUUUUUCUUCAACCCGCUGUUUUGUCUUGUCUGCACAUGCUGUGUAUAAAGUGCUACAAGAAAAGAAUGAGACGAAGAUCGCCCGUUUGUCCUGUGUGCAGAAAAGAUUUACAUCUCCACAUCGAGGGCAAGAUUGACACUGAAUGGAAAAAACGUUAUGAUAACUUGAAAAUCAAUUGUCCAAAGGGCUGCGAAACUGUGCUGUUGCUUGGAGGUCUUGAUGAUCAUUUCACUAAUCACUGCCUAUUAUCCUUUACACUUUGCAUCAAUAUUGGUUGCAGAAAGAAAGUUCGGCGAAGAGAUCUCUCUUUACACCUCGAACAGUGCGACUUUAGAUUUGUCCAAUGUGAAGGAUGCGGAUUUAGAACAAAGUAUAUUAAUCUACGAAUGCAUCAAAUCGUUCAAAAAUGCAUGAUAAGAAAUAACCUGCAUAUGAUAAUGCAAAACAGACGCGAAAUGAACACGCGUGUAAAAGAACAUCGUUUGAAAUUGCAGGAAGAAAGCCUCAAAAUAGAGCUCGACGAACGUGACUUGGAUCGAACGAGAAUUUGGAAUGCCAUCUCUAGAAAUGAAUUUUCAAGAGCAACGACCCGAAGUCCCGCUAGAGAAAAACGUUCUCCUGAACUCACAGAUAAGGAUAAUGUUUCAUACAGCAGAGUGGUUCAUAGUGCCCCAGUGAGGAGCACCACUACAAUGCUAUGUGACAAUUGCAAUAAACUUUUUAGUGAGCAUCGCAACCAUGGUGACGCUUGCAGGUGGCACAAAGGGGUAGGUCGAAGCCUAAAGACACCUAAGGUCCUGUAUAUAUGGGGAAAAGUAAUCCAGGGUAGGUUAGGGUAGAAGGGUCACCUGCCUAUCCAUGCUACCCUGCAGGGUAAUCCAACUUUUCGUACAGCAUGACUUAGACUCAUCUCAUUUCCCUUCCACGUAAACAUAAAAAAGAAAACUAUAACGACAUAAUUCUCAUGGCUCUUUGUUGGUUGCAAUAACAGGGUUUCCUUAUUUUAUGUAAAUGUCACCUGCUUUGGUCCAGGAACCAGCGAGGCACAAAAAGUGCAAUUAAUAUGCUUGUCUGUCUCUCUCUCUCGCUCCAGUAAAAACUGACAGCUGCCAACAUUAUUCUACCUCAUGAUAGGGGUGGAAUUUUGUCUCCUAGGAUACACAGGUUUGGAGCCCUUGUUCCCUCUUCAGAAUUGCUGCCUUUCCUUCUUUCUGAAAGAAUGCACUUACAUCUUUCACUCUUAACUACUCUUCAAGUUGUAUGCAAUUAACAAGUGGCCAAUCUUUUUUAUUUACCAGUAACGCCUACCCUUCGAAGCCAAAGAUCGAGGGCGUGGAUCAAUAUUGUUAGCAAUAAUAAUAAUUUUUUGGCACCGGUAAUUCUUGGAGAUGUUAUUUCUGUACCACUACGACCUACAGUUGUAUAACUGUAGCAGCAACAGCAGAAAAGUAUUAUUUAUUUUUACACAGUGAAGUACAAUAUCCAAGUAACUGUUAUUUUCUCAUUGUUGUGAAAACAUUUUGGUAACAAUGCAAUUCAUGUUAUUCAUAUAUUUAUUAAGAGGUUUUUCAUUUCCCAACCCAAAUAACAUGCAAUGGGCAUUUUUCAAUACAGUCCAGCUGCAAGACAGACUUCUUGUUUACUUAGAGAAAAAUAGUUUACCCUUCUUCCCAACAUAUUGCAUGUUCAUGUCCUUCCUAAAGGUUUGUAAUAAUUUAUUGUACAUUUGAUAUUUACUGUCUUCUGCUAGGUAUGUCUUACCCUAACUGUUUUGCUUUUUCUUUCAUACCUGAACGUGUUUGGGCUCACUCAUUUUUACAGCCAGUAAGUUUUGCAAUAUAUUUUUACCUUGCUUGUGAUUACUAACAAUCCAGGGAGUGGGGGGGAAUCCAAACCCUCCACCUCCCAUACCUUUCAUUCCCCGCUUCUGGCCCCUUUUCAAUUAAGCAUUGUUGCAUACUCUCUUCGUAUUUGUCCCAUUUCUCAACCUUUUAGAACUCUCACCUCCCUCCUUUUCUUUUCCCACCUCACAUACCCCCCCUCCUAUUCUCCCAGGCGUCUGCCCCCCUGUCUUCUUCCACAGAUAAAGUAAAUGAGUUGAAAUAAAUGUGAUAUUAAUGAAAAGAAAAAUACCAGUAAUAUGCUUUUCAAAGACAGUUCUUGUUUAAGAGGAAGAGAAACUCAUAUAGUGCUCGUGUGACCAGAUGCACAGUGACAAAAUUUUAGAAUGAAAAUCCUUUUCGUUACACAGUAACUGUUAAUCAUUUUGCAUUGUACAUUGUAUAAUUUUGAUCACAAUGGUCCCUCAAUAAAUGACAGGUUCAUAUUUUGUGCCAUAAUUAAAGUCCAAAUUAUAAAAAUGAGUAGUCAAGGCUGUGCUCUAGCAACCCCUGGUGGCCCCUGAUGACUAAGGACUAGAAAAUCUUAGUAGUUUUAUAGAAAUCCUUUGUUGAGCACCCUGGAUUUUACGGGUUUAGAGCACUGGGCUCCUUAACAUCUUUCUCAGAACACAGCCUUGAUAGUAUGAGCUAUAAAGUAACUACAAUAUGUAACCCCUGCAAACUGUUUUACCUACAUAGCAGUGAUGUUAUGUGAUCUGUUUUUUUUUCUAUCUGUCUCACCUAUGGUAUGGAACCUGCAGAUAGUGGAUGUGGUAAGUAAUGUCUAUGUAUAUACUCAUAAAAUUACUGGUUAUCAUAAUUUAGAUUUUUACGAUUCAUUUGUUAGGGUUCAAACUUCAUCAUUAAGUACACUGUAAGUUGCAAAAAAGUCCAAAAAUUGAUGUACAUGUACCUUUGUGCACCAGAAACAAUACAGAAGGUCAUUACACAUGAUAGAUGCAACUUUAAGUAUGUGUGACCAGUCAUAAAUACAGUAUCGAUAUUUUGCCAGUUUUCAACAUGGUAUUUUAGUAUUUCCCAAUUUUUGUUAUGGUAUUUUUGUAUUGGGUCUAAUGUCCUCCUUACAUAUUACAAGAUAAUCUUAAUUUCAUUAAUACUGUGUGAACCAAAAACCAUGAUCACUUUAAACAAUCACAUAUAAAGUUCACGACAUACGGUAAACCACAAGCGAGACCACAAACUAUUCACUGCUGUUGUUGGUGAUUUAGUUUUUUUUAUGCCUGAUUUUGAAACACAAUAACAUUCCAUAAGUAUUGCUGCUACUCACAGUUUCUGAAUUUCAGGUUGAUAUAAGAGCAAUUGAUGAAAAACUGACCUUAUUAAUUUAUUUUUGUUUUACUGUUUUUCUUUUUUAUGUGAUAAUCAUUGUGGAUUAUCUUCAGUUUGUAAGUAAUUUGCUCUUAAACUAAAUUUAUUUUAGUUAAAACAUAAAAAUAAUAUUACUGUUUUAACACUUAAUCUACAAUUGGUCUCAUUACAUGACUGUACAAUAUACUUUUUGUUAAUUUUAUGGCAUUUGGUAUUAAGAACUAAUGUCGCUAACGAUUGAGCAAAAUUGGAAAUGGUCGAACAAAUCCUUCCCUCAUACUUUGUGUGUAGUUAGUACUUCAGAUGAAACUACUCAAUGUAGAAUUUGUUUGACUUUUCUAACAAAAAAACCUGCACUUGGCAUCAGGGGGAGAAGUUUGUGGUUUUUGGUUAAUUUAUGCAAAUUACUGCCCCAAUUUAGCUUGGCAGGAAAAUCUAAUACAACAUUUUCCAGCAAAAUGAAUCGCUUCAAAGGGAUAAUAAUAUUAAAAGAUAACUGAAACAUUACAUACCAUUAACAAAGCAAAUACUAGAAACAUUUGAGAGCCAAAGUGAAAUCACACAAAAGUCACCAUGUAUUAAUAAUAAUACAAAACUUUCCAAGUGAGGCACAAAGUGCCUAGAAGAAAAAGAGACAAGGAAUGAAACUAAACACCUUGUGACUCAUUCAAAUUGUGAAACAUAGCUUACUGGUCAUGCAAACAGAAGCCAGGGUUGCUGUCAUGCCGAUUUUGCAGAGAAUCGUCACGUUUAUGGACAAAACAACUAAGUUAAUUAGGUCCAUAUAUUUUGAAGAAAACUAAACUAGAAAGUGCAAUCUUUUUCUAGCUGCAAUAAAAAGCUUAAUGCUUUGAAGGCACACAAAGAAAAUCAGUGCUAUACUGCAGCAUGCAGAGAUGGAAUUCUGUUAGCAACACCUGCAGGAUCCUACAGAAAUAUACACCACAGGAAAUAAUCAAUAUGCAUAAACAGAGCAGUUUCAUGAAAUUUUUGCGUCGCUUGCCUUCACAAAUAACUCCUCUGCCCCCGUGCAAACAUUUGUAAGGACGCCUUGCUCCUACAGAACAAGGCGAAAUUGAAUUACCGCUGUUGAUCAGCCUAAUGGAGUUGACAAAACUCAAGUCUGAGUCAGAUUUUUUAGAUAACACUUUUUGGCAGCACUUUCGUAUUUUGUGUUAUGCAAGGUGGGGGACAAAGUCACUAAAGUGGCACAUAUUUACAUUUUUUUGUGGGAUUAAUUAUUUGAUGCAGGGGGCAGUCACACAAAACAGUUUUCACUCUACAUCGUUUCAUGCUUGGUAUCUUCUGUGAGCUGGUCCUUUAAGGGGAAGCAGGUUUUGCCAAAUCCCCACACAAGAGAUUGUGGCACAUAAACAAAUUAAAAUUCUUCACUUGCAAAGCAGAUAUUUUUUGUGACCACUGCACCAAAGUCGUUUAUCAAGUAAGGGCCUGUUUACAUGGAGGUGGGGGACCCCAUAUAGGUGAGGUAACCUGCUUAGGUGGGGUAACCCGCCUGUCCAUACAAUCUCUCAUAUUAAUUUGAUUGCAUUUACAUAAUAGGUGGGUUGACUGUAUGAGGCAUUUUAUGGACAGGCGGGUCACCCAACAAAGUUUUAUAAAGGGAGGCUCCACCCUUAACCUUUUACAUACCAUUUUUGAUAGAAAAGUACCCCUUCUUUAUAUCUUUGUACUGGCAAAUGGUACCCCUUUGACAUGCCUAGUUUAGAACUUUGCUUUGCUCUUUACUGCUGUAAAUGCACUGUCUUUAAAAUAUGAAUAUAUAAUAAUAAUAUGAAAUAUUUACAUCCUGUUUCAAUUUUGAUUGAAAUUGGAUUGCAAGUAAGAAAAAAAUGUGUUCAAAAAUGUCUAUUUUUUGCCUUGUCAAAAAAACUCCAAUUUUCAAGGAGAAUAAUAACCCCCCCAAAAUGCAAUUUUUGGCCCAAACGUCCCCCCCCCUGAUGCCCAGUGCAGAUUUUUGUUAGAAGUCAAACAAAUGCCACAUUGAGUAGUUUCAUCUGAAGUACUAACUACAUACAAAGUAUGAGGGAAGGUUCUGUUUGACCAUUUCUAAUUUCCAAUUUUUUCCCUCCCCCUCCCCUGAAAAUGUUUAAUGACCACAUGUUGCAUUAGUAAGUAGUAAGAGAAAAAUAGCAGGGUAACUAUUUAAACUGCAAUAUUAUAAUUUUAAAAGUCACAGGGCAGAGAGACUGUGAAAGGUUAAAGUCCCAGGGACAGUACUGUCACUUUUAAACCCCCAAAUUUUGCCCUCUGCACAUUCCCAAACUUCAGAACAUUACAAAUACAGCCAGUGUAGUGCACAAUUUGUAGACAACACUUUGGACAGUUUUUGUUCUUUCUGGCUGGUGGUAGACAAAAUACUGACCCCCAGUCCGUGGACUACCUUUUAGAUAAUUGUACUGGUAGUUUCUUCAUGUUCUUACCAGGUAGUCUAUAUGGUUCAGUCCAUUGGGGUAGCCCGUGAACCGGGGGUUAGUGUUUAGUCCACCACCUUUUUGGCCAGAUAGUUAGCAGGCUAAACUAGCUUUAAAUCAAAUUUCUUGACAAAAUUUUCAGCAGCAAAUGGGUUGAUUAAAAUGUCUCUUUCACCUUCUACAUGUAACACAACUCACAAACUCUAGCUUAAUACAGAUGUAAUUACCUCUUUUAUAAACUUAAGAAUAAAAUAGUAACCAGCUAUUAUUAGCAAUAGUUUCCUAGGUUAAAGGGCAUCACUUUUAACUAACUUUGCUUUCCUCUUUUUUUUUCUUUUUCUUUCUUUUCUUCCUUGGCUUGGAUAUUCAGGGGGUAAGUACAUUUCCAAAGAAAACCUCUCAUGUACAUACAGAGUACAUGUGACCCUUCAUGUUGGGGAAAGAAUGAAUGUGACAGAAAUUGUGAACUUCUCAUACUUUGCAUAACAGAACCCUUGUAAAAGUUUAUUCCUCAAAUAUCACAAUAUUAUUACAAACUGUGUCAUCAUUGCUGAUGUGAGUUUACUUAAUUAGAAUCUCACUCAUGGCACUGAGGUUUUUGUAUCUUGUGCCAUGAUCUAUAUCAUCAUUGCAUUUCUAUCACAGGCACAAAUUUUUUUCUAAAUCAAUCGCGAUUGCAGAUAAAUUUUUAAAAUGGAGCUCAUGCACAACUAUUAAGAGCUAUAAAUAAUAAAUAUUAUUAUAAAAAUUAUUUAAGCAUCACUGUCACAUCAUAGCUUUUACUGUUAUGGUAGUGGUGCGUUGUCUUCUAAAAGAGGCUUUAGAGCUCAAGUUCCUUAAAAUAUUCUCAAAGGUAGUUUUAAGGCCUAUAUUUUUAGUAUUUCUUUUGUUUCAGACGGCUCCAUUGUUUUGGCAAAUAAGUUAUGAUUAUUAAUAAUGAAAUUCAAGUAGAUGACUUUCCUUAAAAUUUCAUACGAUGUAAGAAAUGCUAAGGAUCAUUUGUUUGUAAGAAGUUAGGACUAUGAGAGGACACUUUUAGUAGCACAAACAGUUUACAGUUUAUAAAGUUUUUAUUGUUAUUAAUAUUAUUAUUAUUAUUAUUAUUAUUAUUAUUAUUAUUAUAGCUAACACUUUACUCUUUAUUUUUUCUAUGUAAUAUUAAUUGUGGAUUCCUGAUGAAACAGGGGGUAAGUUUUGUUUUGAAAACUUGCUGAAAACUUACUCAAAAGUUUUUAAGAGCAAAUAACAUCGACAACGUUGGCAUUAGCCCUCUUCCCAUGUUCCGUGAAAGCUUUGUCAGAGGCUAUUGUUCUUUCCACCACUGGUUUCGUUUGCAACAGCUUUUACUUUACUUUGUUGCCUCCCCUCUUACUGUACAUCGCAGUCUCCUUCAUUCAAUUGACUCUAAAAAAAAAUGUUUUUAAAACGUUUUUUGGUAAAUUCUCUUUUAAAUGGAAUUAAUGUUGUUAUCGCUAUUUUUUUCAAAUAAUUAUUGUACAGAAGGUGACAAAAUUGAGGUUGUUAAGGAGUCUUUGAGAUGGGUCAUUGUCGCUUUCUGUGUUGCCCCCCCCCCCCGGGUGGUGAAUAGGCCCCCCAGAAAGUAAAAUAGCAAAUCCCCUGAGGGAGGCAUGGUGACAGGUGAAAUUGAAUCAUGCGUUAUUGAACACUACUCUGUUCUCAGCAACAUUCCAGUCACAUCUUACACUAUGCUUUACGCUACAAAAUAUAUGUAGUCAAAAUUUAGCUGCUCAAUAAGUUGUUAAGAUGUACUAGUUUUGUCAUGUCAAAUUCCUGACCAUGGUUUUCUUUCUUUUUUCAUAAUUCAACCCUUUUUCAUACAACAAAGAUGGUAAGUGUCGAGUUGUAUCAAUAACAAAUUGAAAUGAAGAAAUGAUCGUCGCAGUGAACGCAAUUUAUGCAAUUGCGUAAUGAAGCCUGAAAAAAAUUCAGAACUUCACCGAGGUUUGAACCCGUGACCUCGCGAUACCAGUGCGAUGCUCUACCAACUGAGCUAUUUUGCCACUGACGUUGGGAGCAGGUCAAUUGUGGGUUCUUUAGUUCCCGUGAAAGAAAUGAGUGUUAGUGAAGAAAUGAUCGUCGCCGUGAACGCAAUUUAUGCAAUUGCGUUUUUUUUUUCAGGUUUCUUUACGAAAUUACAUAAAUUGCGUUCACUGCGACAAUCAUUUCUUCAUUUUCAUUUCAUUUCCGCAGUUCGUAUAUGAUUUAUUUCACAUAUCAUUAACAAUAACAAAUUAGUUGGUCUGGUUCUCAUAAAUAAAUACCUCUCUCAUCUGUAGAGGGUUAGCCUGCGAACAGCAGACGUAUUUCCGGUCGUCGCGGAGAGAAGCGACGACCGUAAAUGCGUCUGCUGUUCGCAGACUUGCGGAGGGUGCGUGUCGGGUAAUAGGUAUGAGGCGUUAUUAUAAUAAAAUUGCUAUCUGUGUUUUUUACUUGUCUCUCCGUUGCUAUGUCCUUUUUCUAAAUAUUUUCUUUUCUUUCCGGUAACUAAUUGCUAAAGCACUAACCAUUGGGUCUGUCAUUCAAAUGCUUUAUUGCAGUGCCAAGCUUGUGGAAAACUUGACAACUUGGAUGGAUGCAUGAGAGGCUGGCAUGUCUCGGCUGACCAAUCACAAAGAAAAAGUUCAAGACUGUUUAAAUAUUCAAGUAAUACAUUUCUCACAUAA